This is a messenger RNA of Dibothriocephalus latus, 315 nucleotides long. The record is from the annotation of a GenBank genome assembly. NCBI's taxonomy places the organism in Eukaryota, Metazoa, Platyhelminthes, Cestoda, Diphyllobothriidea, Diphyllobothriidae.
AUGUCCUUCUGUGACAUCGUGCCCCCUUAUCUUCUUCCCCCGCUUCCGGAUUACGCAGAAUGUUCCCAGCCGCCACCUCCCUUCAUGGAGCAGAGGGCUCCAUUAAAGCGCGUCAGCACUGCUCCUUCUAAUUUGACAAAACCCAUGGAACUGGCAUCAUGGUCGCCAUCACCACCACCAACACCAGGACAGCCGCUUGACCCAUCGACCCCGCCGAGGAGACAGAAGCGGACAGGCUAUGGUUCUUUCCGGUCUGAGGUAUUGCCGCCGCCCGCUUACUCAGGCCAAGUCCAAGAAGAGACGGCCGUCCAAUGA